Messenger RNA from Mesitornis unicolor (brown roatelo), 770 nucleotides. RefSeq names its product guanylate cyclase activator 1B (retina) (gene GUCA1B). The record is from RefSeq and is a predicted model, not a curated record. The transcript is spliced from 4 exons. Gene Ontology annotation, cellular component: photoreceptor inner segment; cone photoreceptor outer segment. Gene Ontology annotation, molecular function: calcium ion binding; calcium sensitive guanylate cyclase activator activity. Lineage: Eukaryota; Metazoa; Chordata; Aves; Mesitornithiformes; Mesitornithidae. Bases 1 to 597 code for a protein of 198 amino acids. Gene Ontology annotation, biological process: visual perception.
AUGGGACAGCAGUUCACCAACACUGAAGGGGAGCAAACAGAGAUCGAUGUUGCUGAAUUGCAGGAAUGGUACAAGAAAUUUGUGGUCGAGUGUCCCAGCGGGACCCUCUUCAUGCAUGAAUUCAAGCGGUUCUUCGGGGUCCAGGACAACGUCGAAGCAGCGGAGUACAUUGAAAGCAUGUUCAGAGCUUUUGAUAAGAAUGGGGAUAAUACCAUAGACUUUCUGGAAUAUGUAGCUGCCUUGAAUCUUGUUUUACGAGGAAAACUGGAGCACAAGCUGAGGUGGACAUUCAAAGUGUAUGACAAGGAUGGGAAUGGCUGCAUAGAUAAACCUGAGCUGCUGGAAAUUGUUGAGUCUAUCUACAAGCUGAAGAGAGUGUGUCGGUCGGAGGUGGAGGAGAGGACCCCGAUGCUGACGCCAGAGGAGGUUGUUGACAGGAUAUUUCAGCUGGUGGAUGAGAAUGGGGAUGGGCAGUUGUCUCUUGAUGAGUUCAUUGAUGGGGCCAGGAAAGACAAGUGGGUGAUGAAGAUGUUGCAAAUGGAUGUAAACCCCGGGGGAUGGAUCUCAGAGCAGAGGAGAAAGAGCGCUUUGUUUUGAGAAAAUUCAGAUUUGAUACAGCUGAAGAUGUGACGCUGACUGCAACUGAGGCUCUUACUCCGGGGUGGUAGUGGUUUUCCUCUUAAUACAAUCUCAGCAUCCAGAUGAAAACUUCAGUGGUUUAAGAAGCCGUAUCUCAAUCUAAAACCCAUGUGCUGCACACUGCUGGUACC